This is a messenger RNA of Echinococcus granulosus, 588 nucleotides long. RefSeq lists its product as hypothetical. Lineage: Eukaryota; Metazoa; Platyhelminthes; Cestoda; Cyclophyllidea; Taeniidae. The transcript is spliced from 4 exons. The coding region runs from base 1 to 588 and encodes 195 amino acids. The record is from RefSeq and is a predicted model, not a curated record.
AUGACAAUUUAUAAGGAAAUAGCUAGACGUUUUGGCAGUGCUUGGCAAUUUUCUCAUACUGAAGCGGCAAUUCUUACCACUUCUGUUGUUUUACAUAUGUUUGUAUGUUUUAUUUUGUUUCGAUGGGAAAUAAUAAGUCACUUGAACCAAUCUUGUUUUCCUAACUUUGGCAUGGCUUUCAAUCCCCCUCUGCUUGCUUGCUUACGUUUAUUCAAAUUAGUUUUGAUUGUACAAUACCGAAAGUGGAGAUGGGGAAAUGAAAAAGUGAACCAUUUUGAUUUCUUCAAAGCCGUCAAGCGCUUUAAAGUAAUUAACGUAGCAACAUUUUUUGCUUUUGCCGUAAUCGCUUGUAGAGUAAAUUAUAGUAAUGGCAUAUUAUGGAUAAACAAACUAAAAAAUAGGCAUUUUGUAAAUAAGAUCAACUAUGAAGUGCUUCGUCGUUACCUUGUCAAUAAAUUUUUGGUCUUUGUUGAUUUGGUCCAAACAAGUUAUUGGGAUGAUUUGACGUCUAGAUGUUUGGGAAUACGCAAUUUUAAAAUUGAUUGCCUUAAAAUAACUGCUUCGCUUAAUUCACAUUUCACUUGUUAA